Cannabis sativa is the source of this 1425-nucleotide messenger RNA. RefSeq lists its product as uncharacterized. The record is from RefSeq and is a predicted model, not a curated record. The coding region runs from base 1 to 1425 and encodes 474 amino acids. The transcript has 2 exons. Lineage: Eukaryota; Viridiplantae; Streptophyta; Magnoliopsida; Rosales; Cannabaceae.
AUGGAACGUCUACGAGUACUCAUAAAGAGCAAUGGACAAUGGAAUGAAGAUCACAAUUAUGUGAACUAUGUGGCUAGUGGAGAAUUCAUACCAACAAAAUGCAACUACGAAGAGCUACUGCAAAUACUGCUUACUUCAUUGGGGUGCGAAAACACCAGAACAACACUACAAAUACAGUACCAAGCUAAAGAAGGAAUACCACCGAUAAAAAUAUUCAACGAUCGAAGCCUCUACUUUUACUUGGAAUUGAAAAUCAAAGAAACAGAUUUCACCACAUAUCCACUAUGCGUCAACCAGCAAAACAACAACACAACACCUGCUGCAACACCAAAUUUGAUAUCCACAACAACACCGUAUGAAGAUAAUGUGCAAACAGAAGAAGGGGAACAGUCAGAAACAAGAGAAGAUGAGAACGACAAAUUCGACAUAAUUGACUAUGCAAAUCUGGUUGCUGAAGAAAUGGUAGAAAAACUUGAAAACACCAGUAAAAAACUGGAUCCAGAAAUCGACAUCAACAAUGCAAAAUUAAUAACAGACAAGCAUCACCCCGAAGUGGAAAAAAGACAGGCAUACAAAGACAAGGAAACUCUAAAGAAUGUCCUCAGCUACUACGCAAUCAAAAACAACUUUCAGUACAAAGUGUGGAAGUCCUGCUCUCAAGAGUACAGUCUGAAAUGUGUUUACGAAAGCUGCAAUUGGUCUCUACGAGCAUCGAGAAAUGGCCCAACAAACACAUUCAUAAUCAGGAGGUUCUCAAAAAUCCACACAUGCCCCAUAAAUAUUAGGCAUGAAGACCAAAGGCAAGCAACAUCGAAACUGAUCGGGGAAUGCAUAAAACCGAAGUUUCUGAACAUAAAGACAAAGGCAACACCGAUGGACAUAAAAGGAGAGUUGAAAUACAGGUAUGGCAUCAAGAUGAACUACAUGAAAGCUUGGAGAAGUAAGGAACAUGCAGUAAAUGACUUAAGAGGAAACGCUAGUGACUCGUACAACUUAAUACCGAGUUUCUUACACAUGGUGGAAAAAACAAACCCAGGAUCAGUUGUGGAUCUGAAAACAACAGAAGACAACAGCUUGCUCUUUGUUUUCAUGGCAUUGGACGCAUCCAUAAAAGGGUGGGGAGCAUGCAGACCGAUAGUUGUUGUGGACGGAACAUUCCUCAAAGCAGCUUAUGGGGGAACUUUGUUGUGCGCAUGCACACAAGAUGCAACAGGUCAUAUUUUUCCACUAGCGUUUUGUGUUGCAGAUUCUGAGAAUGACCAAUCUUGGAAAUGGUUCUUCAAAAAAUUUAAAGAAGCGUAUGGGGUCCGGGAACACCAAUGCCUAAUUUCAGACAGGAAUGAAAGCCUCAUCAAAGCAGCAAGAGAAAUCUAUCCAGAAAUUACACACAGUUACUACGGGGUACCACAUUUUGAGCAACCUUAA